AUGUCCCUUUUUGGAGGGCUAAUGCUGGAGCGUAUCAGCCGCGACUCUCGCCAUAAGCGCUCCCACACUGGUGCCAAGCGCGCCCAGUACCGCAAGAAGAGAAAGUUCGAGCUCGGUCGCCAGGCUGCCAACACCAAGCUGGGUGCCAAGCGCAUUCACGAGGUCCGUGUCCGUGGUGGCAACAAGAAGUUCCGCGCCAUGCGCCUUGAGGCCGGUACUUACUCGUGGGGCUCGGAGUCUAUCUCCCGCAGCACUCGUAUUGUCUCGGUUAUCUACAACGCCUCCAACAACGAGCUCGUCCGUACCAACACCCUGGUCAAGGGCGCCAUUGUUCAGAUUGACGCUACCCCCUUCCGUCAGUGGUACGAGAACCGUUACGCCACUGUGCUCGGCAAGAAGAAGCGUCACCUGACCGCCAAGGUUGCUGCCCGUAACGCCACCGUUGAGACCGCCGUUGAUGACCAGUUUGUCUCUGGCCGUCUCUACGCCAUUGUCACUUCCCGCCCUGGCCAGUCCGGUCGCUGCGACGGUUACAUCCUCGAGGGUAAGGAGCUUGAGUUCUACCUUCGUAAGAUCCGCAGCAAGAAGUAA
Messenger RNA from Kickxella alabastrina, 591 nucleotides. RefSeq names its product ribosomal protein S8e/ribosomal biogenesis NSA2. The coding region runs from base 1 to 591 and encodes 196 amino acids. Gene Ontology annotation, cellular component: cytosolic small ribosomal subunit; ribosome. Lineage: Eukaryota; Fungi; Kickxellomycota; Kickxellomycetes; Kickxellales; Kickxellaceae. The record is from RefSeq and is a predicted model, not a curated record. Gene Ontology annotation, biological process: maturation of SSU-rRNA from tricistronic rRNA transcript (SSU-rRNA, 5.8S rRNA, LSU-rRNA); translation. Gene Ontology annotation, molecular function: structural constituent of ribosome. The transcript has 3 exons.